This is a messenger RNA of Tachysurus fulvidraco (yellow catfish), 4256 nucleotides long. RefSeq names its product delta/notch-like EGF repeat containing (gene dner). Gene Ontology annotation, biological process: establishment or maintenance of epithelial cell apical/basal polarity; heterophilic cell-cell adhesion. The transcript is spliced from 13 exons. Lineage: Eukaryota; Metazoa; Chordata; Actinopteri; Siluriformes; Bagridae. Gene Ontology annotation, cellular component: plasma membrane; protein-containing complex. Gene Ontology annotation, molecular function: calcium ion binding. The record is from RefSeq and is a predicted model, not a curated record. Bases 119 to 2266 code for a protein of 715 amino acids.
UCUCGUCCUCUCUCACUAACACUCACAUUCACUCUUGCUGUCUCUGUCUCACACACACUGGAGCUGUGGAGCGCUGCACUACACUUCAGAGAAGAUCUCAGUGGUAAACCGUUGUGUGAUGGAGCUCAUGACAUUCGUUAUUCCUUUGCUAAUCUUCCUUGCUGAGAAGGGAGUCACAACCCCUGUAACCUCUGACCCUGAUGUGACCCCAACAAUCCAAAUGGACCCGUGUGAAGGACAACCGUGUCUAAAUGCAGGAGUGUGUGAACCUGCAGAGGGAGAAGAGCUGAAGUACAUCUGCACAUGCAGCACGCAGUUCACCGGACACAACUGCCAGUUCUUUGCCGACCCCUGUGCCAGUGACCCCUGUCUCCAUGGUAACUGUACACGUGAAGGUGCAGAGUUUGUGUGCGUGUGCAAUGAUGGGUAUGCAGGAGUCAGGUGUGAGCAGCCACCUUCAACCUUUGACCUUGUUGAGUCCAGCUGGGACCUGGCAGCCACUCCAGCUACGACUACUCAACCGUCUCAGCCAAUCACAGAGCUCAGUGACACUGAGGCACCACCCACUUUGCAACCAUGGCAACCAAAGCCUGGACAGAAAGUGAUUGAGGUACAAUGGGAGGAGCUACAGAUCACUGAUGGAUCAGAGUGUGUGAGCAUCGCAGGCACUGAGCCAGCUGGAAUGAUGACGGUUUCCAUGGAGAUUGCAGAGGGAACUGCAGUAAAGUUGGUACUGAACAUUAGUGGAGCUGCAGCAUUGUGGCGGGUCGGAGCUCUUGGUUUCGACCGCUGUUCUGUAUCUGAUGGCAUGGUCGUUUGGUUCCAGCAGGACCCCAACGGCCUUGUAAUCUCCGAUCAGUUACUACCCCUCGGACACAACUACUUCAUCACUGUGCUGCGCAUUGGAGUCCCUUCUGGUCUGGAAGUCACUCUUAGAUUACAGUUCACUGUAAAGUCUACUAGCUGCAUGGAGCCAGGUAGCAACUUUAGUGACCCUCAAUGCACUGGGAGAGGGAAGUGCAUCACGCAGUCUUCUGUGAGCACAUUUUAUUGCCUGUGCGAUGUUGGAUACUCUGGAAUCUUCUGUGAGGAAUUUGAUGCAUGCAACGCAAACCCGUGUGAAAACAAUGGGACCUGCAGUGACAUCACACAGAGACAUGUGGGGCAUGACUUCACAUGCACCUGUCUGCCAGGGUUUGAAGGCCAAAACUGUCAGUCUCGGGUAAAUCACUGUGCCUCAGAACCCUGCAAAAAUGGAGCAACAUGCACAAACACACUGAACGGCCCACAGUGCACCUGCGUAGAAGGUUAUAAAGGAAAUAUCUGUGAAGUAAGAGUCGACCCAUGUGCUUCUGGUCCAUGCCACAAUAAUGGCACAUGUUAUCUGCAGGCCAGUGGACAGGGCUUCAGCUGUACCUGUCCUCCUGGUUUCACCGGACAUACCUGCACUCAGCUGGUCGAUUUCUGCUCACUCAACCCUUGUGCACAUGGAGUAUGUCGCAAUGUCGGUACGAGCUAUAGGUGCCUGUGUGUGCCAGGUUAUCAUGGGUUGUACUGUGAGGAAGAGUAUAACGAGUGUCUCUCAGCUCCGUGUCUAAAUUUUGCCACCUGUCGGGAUCUGAUUAACGCUUAUGAAUGUCUAUGUAUGCCGCAGUACACAGGGAGACACUGUGAGAUUUAUCAAGAUCCAUGUGCCAAACUGCAGUGUCAAAAUGGAGGACAGUGUGAAAGAAGGCAGAGCAAUGCAACCUGUGCGUGUGCACCUGGAUACACAGGUGAGAACUGUGAGACUGACAUUAAUGAGUGUGAGAGCAACCCAUGUCAUCAUGGUGGCACCUGCAUUGACCAGGCAGAUGGCUUCCUCUGUCACUGCCCACCUGGCUGGGUGGGCGGGGCCUGUGAAAUCCAUCUACAGUGGAAGGCAUCUCGUACAGUCGAUUCUCUCCCUAGCGUUCCACGUCACUCUCUCUACAUCAUCAUCGGUGCGCUGUGUGUAGCUUUCGUCCUCAUGCUAAUCAUCCUUAUUGUUGGAAUCUGCCGCAUCAGCCGUAUCGAGUAUCAGGCAUCAUCUCGUCAUGCCUAUCAGGAGUUUUAUAACUGCCGCAGCAUUGACAGUGACUUCAGCAACGCCAUCGCCUCAAUACGUCAUGCCCGGUUUGGAAAGAAAUCUCGUCCAGCCAUGUACGAUGCAACACCCAUCAACUAUGAAGACUUCAGUCCAGAUGAUAAACCGCUGGUCACACUCAUCAAAACUAAAGAUCUGUAAAGCACACGCACACACACACACACACACACACACACACACACACACACACACACACACACACACACACACACACACACACACACACACACACACACACACACACACACACACACACACAAACAGCCUUUCUAAUUAGCCGAUGCCAACUAUUAAAUAUAAAUUCACCUUAAUAAAGGUCUUAUAAAGAAGAAAAAAUAUAUAAAAGCUAAUAUUUAAAUGAACUUUGAUAUGGAAUAGAUCUAUUUUACCACUGAUAUGCAUAAUCAGCUAAAAUUUGUGUUUUAUAGAUGUAUUUAUGAGUAAAAGCCUUUGUGUAAUUGCAGAAAGAAGAAAUACAAAGAGCAUAAAUGUUUGCACACUUAGAUGUAGUCUCCUUCAGUAAAGCUCUGGUAUUGUAGGCUGUAAUUUUGGCUUUGUUCCAAACACAGUUAGUGUUCUUACUAGAACAUUUAAGGCUCUGUCCAAAAGCUAUAGUAUGUUCUACUGAAAGUUCAUACACGUGUGAGUGUGGGAGUGUUUGCAUUACCUAAAGUACAAUGCACUGUCAUGUCUAACACUGAGAACGAGCUGCUAGCAAUGAGUCAUUUUUACACAUGUAACACUGUGUUUUAGAGUAUAUGAAAAUAUACUGAUGAAACUAUAUGCUAUAUGAAAUAAAACAUAAAGUUAGAUAAUGUAUCUGUCUGUAACAUAUAGGUAUAGAUCAUAUGUGUUUAAAGUCCAUGUCAGGCUGUAGCGAGAGUGCCCAUUUAUGUACAGCAUAUGAUAGCACAAAGUUAUGCCAGUGUAGUGAGCGUGCUGGUCCACCUGGAUAUCAUCCUUACAUAAGGACCCUUAAUUUAAUUGAGGUUAUAGUGGUGUGCUAGUUAGCUAUGUAGGUGUGUUGUUAAUUUCACGUUGUACACUGCUUCUUGAUGUAACGCUUUUGUUUAACAGUUUAUUUUCCAGCGUUCUGGGAGCUACUACUAACUUCUAAGCUAGCUAGUUGUUUAGCUAUUUAGAAUUAUUAUAACAUUAAAAUUAAAUAUUCAAUAUUUUCUAAAUAUUAGCUAGCAAGCUAUUUAGGUUUAGAUAACAAACACCAUUGACAGUAAACAGUCCCUCAACUCUAGCUAACUUUACUGCAGUAGAAUACAAACUAGUUUCCCUUAUCGAACCGUUACCUAUUUUUUAGUCUUUGACAUCAGACCAGGUACAAGGGCUUGCUGUACUCUGAGUCCUCUGUGUGAUGCAGUACACUAGUCAUUUUAGGGUUACUUCUAAUAAGAACACUUCUAGAACACUUUUGGGACAAAGCUUUUGUGCAAGUGUAAACGAAGCUCUAGGCUGCCUUAAACACUGCAUGGCUAGACUCGGCAGUUUCAAGGUAAAUUUAUUUGUAAGAUGUUGAAUGUUUAGCUAGUGCUCUCUUUGCUGGAGUCUUGUGCAUUCAUCCUGGUGGUAGCAGAGUGUCAAGUGCAACUGUAUCGUAAAUAACUGCUUUUCAGCACUAACAUUCACUCGCUUUGUUUUACUGAAUGUAUGCCAUACAACAACUGUUUGUAGCUAUGAUUUAGCUAUUGUGUCCAAAACAAUACCCUACUUGCUGUUCCCUUCAAAGUGCAUGAUGCAAAGUACAUUCUGUUCCAACAAGGAUCAGUGACCUACUGAAGUGCACUGUGGGAUUUUGUAAGCACGCUAUGUAUUUCCCACUACACUUUCACAAAUCAGUCCUGCAACUCACUCUGUAGUGAAUAUGGCAUGUUUUGGACAUGGUGGUUAGCAUUAAUAAUGUUGAAUAUAUUUUAUCGAAUGUUAUUUUUGUUUUACUCUAUCCCUUUUUUUCAAGCAUAUAACAAAGUUCAAGAACUGUAGAUUUGUUAUCCGUGAGUCAAUACCAGCAUGUUCUAUAGACUGAACUAUAGUAAGUGUGAGGGCUUAGUGAUCAAGCUGUGCAGUGUGAGGGCUUAGUGAUCAAGCUGUGCAGUGUGAGGGCUUAGUGAUCAAGCUG